Molecule: messenger RNA, 679 nt
Organism: Symbiodinium sp. CCMP2592
Lineage: Eukaryota; Dinophyceae; Suessiales; Symbiodiniaceae
Source: the annotation of a GenBank genome assembly
AUGUCCUUCCACCGUGCGUCGGACAUCCUCGGACGACUUGCCCGUCUUCAUGGUCAAGUGAAAGAAUCGCUCGGAGGACGUCCAGAUCAUCCGCAAAGUUCGGGAACAUCCGAACGCUUUGAAUCGGAAGAUGGAGUCCCUGUGUCAAGCAAGAGCGAGAAAUGGAAGAAGUGGAUUCCUGCAGCCCGUCGGCAACCAUCGCCGAGUGAUCACAGAACAGCUCGAAAACUUCGGCCAUGGAAGAAGGCCUACGACGUCGUGGAGGUGGAAGAUGACGACGAAGCCGUUUGGAUGGAGGAUUCCACAGAAGCGACGGCGGAGGUCUGGGAUCAAGAAUUCGCGGACGAACUUGAGCAGCGAGAGGAACAGCGCCAAGAAGAGAUUGACGAAGUCCCGGGUGAGGCUGAAGACCAGCCGUGGGAAGGUGAGGAGUUUCAGGAAGACGAACGGGAACUGGGUGAGGAGGCGGUGGGCGAAGACAGUGAGCCACCUCCUGAAGAGGAAGAGCCGCCUUUGCAAAAGGCCUCGUUUGCACCCCCGUCAAGGACGACCACCAUCCCUCCUGCUAUGCCAAGAAGGGCGCCGCCCACGAGUUCUCCCAAGGAACCUAACGGCUCGGUGGGAGCUUUGGCGGCGUUCCACCUCUUCAAGCGAAGGGCAGCAGACGCUGCCAAGAAAG